AUGGUGCAUUUCUACCAGGCCCUUACGGCAGCGGCAGCAGCAUUCGCGUGCUUCGGAGAGGUCGCCUCUGUCCCGCUUGAGGAGAGGCUGAGAAGCCUGACUCCGAAAGCAAAGAAUGUUCUGAAGCGUGCUACUCCAGUAGCUCCUUAUUUCGUUUUAUACAGUGAUGCAUACGUCUCCACCGAACCAACAGCGUCAGAUAUUUCGGGCUUCAAUGUGUUUGCAUUGUCUUUCCUCGAGGCCUAUGGUGCAGCAGAUCAAGCUCAAGAAUGGGCAGCGCUUACAGCAUCUCAACGUUCUUCGAUUCUUUCCGAGUACAACGCCGCAGGCAUCUCGCUCAUCGUGUCCCUUUUUGGGUCUACUGAGACCCCCACUUCAUCGGGAUACGACCCGAUUGGUACUGCAAAUACCAUGGCAGCUUGGGUUAUUCAAUAUGGCCUCCAGGGCGAUUUCGCCGCAUUCAACGGUGGUACUGGCUCCGCUGAGCAGUGGCUUGGCAAUUUCACCACACAGCUCCGCACACAGCUUCCUCAGGGUCAAUAUAUCUUGACUCACGCUCCUGUUGCACCUUGGUUCACUCCUAAUAGGUGGGGUGGAGGAGGAUACCUCUGGGUAGACUCUAUGGUCGGCAGUAUGAUUGAUUGGUACAACGUACAGUACUACAACCAGGGCACAACGGAGUAUACAACUUGCGAUGGCCUCCUGUAUACUUCUUCGUCUACUUGGCCAGAAUCUGCGCUUUUCCAAAUUGCCAACAGUGGUGUGUCUCUCGACAAGCUUGUGAUUGGAAAGCCUGCGACUUCAGCGCAAGCCAGCAAUGGGUAUAUGGACCCGACUUUGUUGGCAUCCUGCGUUUCUGAGGCCUAUGGUGCUGGAUGGGACGCCGGUGUCAUGGUUUGGGAGUACCCUGACGCUGCUUCCUCAUGGAUCGCGACUGUGCGUGGGAACACCUGGCCGGUAUCCUCGACACCAACGAGCACCAGCACCACAACGACUGCGACGUCGACUGCGACGUCGACUGCGACGACAUCGACAAGCACUAGCACCUCAACACCCGUGACCGGAACCUGUGCAGGUAUUGCUGCAUGGACCACUGGUGUGGCCUACACAGGAGGUGCUGAGGUGACCUACGGUGGGGACCUGUGGACCGCGAAGUGGUGGACGGAGAACGACACCCCUGGAGGUUCCGCGGGUGUCUGGACUAAUGACGGAGCUUGUACUUCCACAGCCACCGCCGCGGCUAAGAUUAGGGCUCUCACGGCCCCCAUCGUCACGCCUGCGCCUGCCUUAUAGAGGCGUUGAUGGGCAAUACCCUGCCCACCUGCUGCUGCAGCGGCUCCGCGAUGUGUAACAUAAUAGAUGAGGAAUGACGACAGCGAUGUAUUAAUAGUGUACUCUUGUUUUGUUUUUACUGGCAAAUUUUGGUGAAGAAAUGUUUCUCGUUAUAACACCCAGUAUACUUAUGAUGAUCAAUUUUCACAAUAUUAUUCGUACCACUUGAUAAAGCC
Suillus paluster is the source of this 1508-nucleotide messenger RNA. Its product is annotated as glycoside hydrolase family 18 protein. Gene Ontology annotation, molecular function: hydrolase activity, hydrolyzing O-glycosyl compounds; carbohydrate binding. Bases 1 to 1293 code for a protein of 430 amino acids. The record is from RefSeq and is a predicted model, not a curated record. The transcript has 12 exons. Lineage: Eukaryota; Fungi; Basidiomycota; Agaricomycetes; Boletales; Suillaceae. Gene Ontology annotation, cellular component: extracellular region. Gene Ontology annotation, biological process: carbohydrate metabolic process.